AUGUUCAGCAACUAUGGCAACCUCCCGUACAUGGUCAUCGACUCGAUCACCACCGAGAUCGAGCCCUACUCUAAGGACCCCACCGCGCUCAGUCGCGGACUCGCCUACUCUUCGCUCUUCCUCUUCACCUCCAGCGCCUGGAUGUGGUCGUUUGGACCUUAUUACAUGAGUCGCGGGUCUCGCUCUGUGCCCGUUCAGUCUCUUGACGAGAUCACCUCCAAUAACAAUUCCUUCGUUCGUUCCCGAUCUUCUAGCUCCUGCUCGGAAGCGUUUCUCCCAGACGUCAGCAAAAACUGCGCCGCUUCGGACAGCUUCUCUGUGUCCGCUCGUCAGACCCUGAACUCCUCUCCAGCUUUGCAACAGGUCGUCGUUCCUCUGGAGCAGCUGCACAUUCCCGUCCAAAAGGACGAAGAGCCCUCUUCCUCCACUUCCUCGUGCAACUUCGAGACACUCGACGGCACCUACCUCUGCCAAACGCCCCUCCAGGCGUCUCCUAUCUGCCCCGGCAGCGACGAUCAAUUCUUACAACAACCGCCCAAUACUUUCUCUAAAUUUAAGGAAAAAAUUUGUCACUUUUUUCGCUCUACUUUUCAACUUUUACGCAAGCUCGUCAGUCCCAGCACCAUCUCUUGCAUCCUGGCCAUCUCCAUCGUCUUGAUCAACCCUGUGCAUCGCGCCCUGUUCCACGACGUCCCCUCCAUGAUCUCGAACCCCUCUCGUCCGGCCCUCCAGCCCACCUCUAUUCCCACCCCCGACGGGGACUCUGCUCCUCCUCCCCUCAAAUUCAUCGCGGACGUCAUCGAAAUACUCGGCGACGCCUCUAUCCCCCUCUCGCUCACCAUCCUCGGCUCCAGCCUGUACCAAACGCUCAAGCCCAGCUCUACCUCCACUUCCUACAGCGUCUCUCCGUCCGCCGCCCAACUCACCCACCGACUCUCUCCGCGCGCCAUCAUCGCCAUCGCCGUCGCCGCCAAACUGCUGUUCAUGCCCAUCUUCGCCUUCAGCGUAGCCUACUUGCUGUCGCUGGUCGGCCUCUCGAUUCGAGACUCUCUCGUCUUCCUGGUCCUCACCAUCGAGGGAUCUUCGCCCUCCGCCAUCAACCUCAUCGUCCUCAUCCAAAUCACGAACUCCCAAGACGUCAUGCAAACCAUAUCCUUCAUCAUCUUCUUCCAGUAUCUCUUCGCCAUGAUCACCAUGCCGCUCGUCGUCCUCACCUCCGUCAGCAUCUUCGGCUAA
This is a messenger RNA of Schistocerca gregaria, 1236 nucleotides long. RefSeq lists its product as uncharacterized. Gene Ontology annotation, biological process: endoplasmic reticulum to cytosol auxin transport. Gene Ontology annotation, cellular component: membrane. The record is from RefSeq and is a predicted model, not a curated record. Lineage: Eukaryota; Metazoa; Arthropoda; Insecta; Orthoptera; Acrididae. The coding region runs from base 1 to 1236 and encodes 411 amino acids. The transcript has a single exon.